This is a messenger RNA of Chrysoperla carnea, 815 nucleotides long. RefSeq lists its product as uncharacterized. Lineage: Eukaryota; Metazoa; Arthropoda; Insecta; Neuroptera; Chrysopidae. Gene Ontology annotation, biological process: NADH dehydrogenase complex assembly. The transcript is spliced from 3 exons. The record is from RefSeq and is a predicted model, not a curated record. Bases 123 to 788 code for a protein of 221 amino acids.
AAACUACAAGUUGAAUAAAAUCAAAGCAUAGAAAAAAUUGCAAACGAUUUACAAAAAAAAAAAGUAGGCAAUCAAUCCUGAAACGUUCGUUCUACUUUCAAAUUUUACUUUAUAAAUUUAAUAUGGACAAAAUAGAUUUGUCAAUGGAUAAAUUGGUAAUUGAUGCUUCACAAGAAGGUGGUAUGUUGCAACCAAUUUUGGCAAAUGAAUCAAAUUACAGUUACACGCCAGAAGAUCGAUCAACAAAACAUGCAACAUUAUUUGAUUUUACAACUGUUGACAAUUUAAAUGAUUGGUAUGAAGUAUCCGAUUCAGUACGAGAAGUUGGUAAAUCGAAAGGUGUUAUGGUUUUACAAAAAACUCGAGUAUUUCAACGUGCCAUAUUUUUCUCUUUAUUAAACCCACAACCAAAUGGAGCUUGUUUUGCUGGUGUCAAAACUGAAACAAUGUUUGAUUUGAGCAAAUUCGAAUCCCUUACAUUGAAUGUUCGUGGACAAGGGUCUGCCUCCAUCUACAAAGUUGUUAUUAAACAUAAAAGUCAAAAUAGUACCACGCCUGAUUAUGAACAAACGUUUGAAGCACCUAUGGAUGAAGAAUUUGUAACAGUUCGUUUAGAUUUAGAUAAAUUUAAACCUUAUUUUCGGGGAAAAUUCGUGAAUGAUACAGAACCAUUGGACAAAAGUCAUAUUACAAGUAUAGGAUUGCAAGUAGCGGGAGGUGUUUAUCUACCGAAUAAGCAAAGUGGAGUCUCAUCAUUGGAAAUCGAUUGGAUGAGAGCAGAUAUUUAAUCUAAUAUUUAUUUUAAAAUUAUUUAG